UCUCUAAAUCUCCGUAGACGGAAAUGUAAAAGACACCAGUCUUCGAUUUCACAAGCAAAAAAGAAAAAGAUGAGCGAACACCAAAGUUUAACCAUAAAAGCAGACUUCCUCCACUUGAAAAUUUCUGGGUAUACCCACUUGAAAAUUUCUCUAUUAUUGCAAUGAAAAGGCCCCAUUCGACCACAUUGUUCGCUAAAGCUACUUGGAAGAUGUGAUGUUUCCACAUUCACCAGCCUACCAUGUCUCAUAUCUAAAUCUGAGUAGCCUUUCCCUUUCUCCCCUUGCAUUCUCUUUCUUCAUUCUUUUCUUCUGCAUAUAGUGAAAAGCAAGGGAUUUGAUCCACAGGAUCAUUGGCUCUUCUAACAUCUUCAACUGCAUGCCCAUACCCUUCUCUCUCUCUCUCUCUCUCCCCCCCUCUCCCCCCAUCCUUCUCUCUCCCUUCCGUUACCUUCGUAGCAAAAAAGGUUUAGUUACAGCUACUGUUGUACAGUAUGGAGGAACAGAAAACGUUCGUUCCCUCGUGUUUUGCUGGUGAGAAGCUCACAGAAGAUCAGCCCAUGGCAAAAAAGUCAGGCCAAAGCUUCGUGAUGUCGACAUACAGAACGAAGAUCGCCGGCCACGGCAGACUGAUCACGGUUACAUGGUGCAAGAACUUACUGGCUCACGGCCUCUCCAUCUCAAUUGAAGGAUCAUCGGCCGGAGAAGACGAGCACAGUUGCAAGGUCGAGCUCAAACCUUGGUCCUUUUGGAGGAAGCAAGGUUCCAAGUGUUUUCAGAUCAAUGGUAAGCCGGUAGACAUUUUCUGGGAUCUCAAACUAGCUAAAUUUUCAAGCGACCCCGAGCCUCAGGGCGAUUACUAUGUCGUGAUCAUAUCUGAUGAGGAGGUAACCCUGCACCUGGGCAACAUGAAGAAAGAGGCCUACAGAAGAACCGGCGCGAGGCCUUCGUUGCUCGAAGCCGUAUUGGUUUCGCGAAAGGAACAUAUCUUUGGCAAGAAAAGAUUCACCACCAAAGCCAAAUUCGAUAACAAAGGCGCAGUUCAUGACAUCUCCAUAGAAUACACCUCCAUUAAUGGCGUAUUUUCCGAGCUCGACGACCCAGAAAUGGUGGUCAGAGUUGAUGGACACCUAGUCAUGCAGGUGAACCACUUGCAAUGGAACUUCAGAGGUAAUGAGAACAUCAACAUCGAUAAGGUUCCAGUCGAAGUGUUUUGGGAUGUCCAUGACUGGCUGUUUAGUCCUGGACUCAGACAUGCCCUCUUCAUUUUCAAGCCCUGUUCAUCGCUACAAAGAUCAUUAUCAUCCUCCUCAUCCUCGUCGUCUUUGUGUUCGUCUUCCCAGCUGUCAUCUGACUUCUGUUUGUACAUUUAUGCCUGGAAGUUGGAGUGAACAGCAGAAAAAUGGAGGGCGGUGAUGGUGGUGGAACUGAAGCAAGGGGCACAGCAGGGAAGGGGGGGCAUCACAUGGUGGCCAUGGAUAUGUGGGGUCUAAUGGAGUUGUGAAGCUAGUUUUACAUCUUGGUUCUUCUAAUAAAUGAAAAAGAUGAUUACUGCUUACAACU
Molecule: messenger RNA, 1560 nt
Organism: Nymphaea colorata (pocket water lily)
Lineage: Eukaryota; Viridiplantae; Streptophyta; Magnoliopsida; Nymphaeales; Nymphaeaceae
Exons: 1
Coding region: 492-1388 (298 amino acids)
Source: RefSeq, a predicted model, not a curated record